This is a messenger RNA of Coregonus clupeaformis (lake whitefish), 854 nucleotides long. Its product is annotated as probable E3 ubiquitin-protein ligase MID2. The transcript is spliced from 7 exons. Lineage: Eukaryota; Metazoa; Chordata; Actinopteri; Salmoniformes; Salmonidae. The coding region runs from base 126 to 854 and encodes 242 amino acids. The record is from RefSeq and is a predicted model, not a curated record.
AAACAUUAAGCGGACUAUCGGUGCAGAGUCGGUUACUCCAGUUCUUGGUAAGAAAAAAGAAUAGUUUGUCUCUCUCUGAGUGAGAGAUCUGAUGCAGUCCAGAUUCUGAAGAGACAUUAGACUGUAUGGAGCCUGAGGGAGACCCUGGAGUCAUGAGCAGGAGUGUCAAGCAGGAGAGAGCAGCUCCCAGCUGUGUGUCUAUGAAGAGUGACAGGUCAAUGGAGCAAGAUAUCAAAUUCAAAAGAGUAAAUCUCCCUGACUCAAGUGUCAAGCAUGGGAGAGAGGAGUCUCCUGCUUCCAGCUGUCUGUCUAUGAAGAGUGACUGGUCACUGGAUCAAGACAUAAACUUCAGAGCAGGAGUCUGUCUCUCUGAUCUAAGUGACUUCAGUGCCAGUCUGCUGACUGAGGAUCAAUUAAUAUGCUCUGUGUGUUCAGAGAUGCUGAGGGACCCGGUCUCCAUUCCCUGUGGACACAGUUGCUGCAGGCAGUGCAUCAGCACAUACUGGGCCCAGCCCGGCCCUGCAGGAGACUAUGUGUGUCCCCAGUGCAGCUUGGCCAGGGUCCUCCAGGGGCUCCAGCAGGCAGGCUUCAGUCCUGCCCUCCCUGCUCUGAGCUACGCUGGGCCUGGGGACGUGGCCUGUGAUAUCUGCUCUGGACAGAAGCUCAGAGCGGUCAAGUCCUGUCUGACCUGCACUGUCUCCUACUGUGAGAGCCACGUCAGGCAGCACUACACCGUCCCAGCACUGCAGAGACACACCCUGGCUGAGGUCACUGGAGACGGGGGGACACAAAGACCACCAUGGCAACGCUGGACAGACAGAGAGCAUCAAAGAGGAGGAGACUAUGGAGACUGA